Effrenium voratum is the source of this 2236-nucleotide messenger RNA. NCBI's taxonomy places the organism in Eukaryota, Dinophyceae, Suessiales, Symbiodiniaceae. The record is from the annotation of a GenBank genome assembly.
CACACACAGAGGGAGUCCCGACUUAGCAUGGAUUGGGGGCCAUGCCAAAGGAAGGCCUUGUGGUGGGUGCGGAGGUAUUCCCCAUCGAGAACCUAACGGUCAACGAUGGUAUCAGUAGCAAGGUGGUGGUCCGCUGGGGUGCCAGAGGCGAAAUCACGGAGAUUCUCGAGAAGGGUCAGUAUUUGGUGCACUUCGCAGAGGUUGCGUUCGGCAGUCCAAAGGUGGCAGUGUCGGGCGAGCAGCUGACGACGGAAGCGCCUGAGUUCCGGCAAGGGCAAUGGAUGCAGUUGUCGCGGGAGAUUCAGUUCAGGAGCAAACGGGUGAUGCGAGCGGGGCAGCCUGGCGUCGUGCGGGACCUGCGGGAGGACCCACUCCAGGUGUUGCUCCGCCUAGCGCCCGUGGGCGCUGUGGACGCCGGUGAUGUCUGUGUUUUUCCAUCAGAUCUGCAGCCCAUGCAGGGCCUCCCUGCUGAUUUCGCCAACUUCUGUGGACUCUUGCCGGGAGGCUUCGCCCCCGGCGAUGCUGUCUUCUCCCUGGCUGACAUAGUCGUGCAGGCACCGGAAGGCAAGUCCGUGGCAGUUGGCUACGGCGAUGUUGGCAUGGUUUUUGGAGAUCCGAUCAAUCACGAAUCGCGUCUAAAAGGUGAGCUGCUCGUUCGCUUUGAGACGCGCCAGGACAACGGCAACCCAGUUUUUCUCAGCGUGAAUCCCAGCUCAUUGUCACGCACGCAGCCAAUGGCUGCGGGCCGUCACGUGGAACUCACCAAGCCUCUCCGCUUUGCGGACGGUGCAGUUGAGAGCGGACACAUUGGAGUGGUGGUGCAGACGACGGCGGAUGGCUACGAGGGGGACGUCAUCCAGGUGCAUGACGGCUCGAAGGAGCGCAGCUUCCAGCCGGUGCCGGGCUCCUUCGCCUUGGUGAAGGAAGCCAAGCUGUCGAAGCAAGAGCUCCAGGCGCGCUUGCAGGAGCUGGAGACCUUGGCGCAGAUGAACGACCGGGCGGGCAAGACCAAGAGGAAUGUAUCCAUGCUGGAGCAGAACGUUUGGGCCGUGUGCGGCUUUGGCUCUGGUUUGAAUCUUUCCUUCCUGACCCACCAGAGCAAGUGGCCUCGGCUGGGCAGCUUGUCUGCUGACAACAAGUGUCUAACCUUAAAGCCGACGGCCAAUGAGGGCUUGGAUGGCACGCUGGGUGGAGAGAGCACUGUGCGCUUCGACCACGAGGCGCUGAUAGGCGAUGAGACACGUGUAGCUCCAUAUGCGGCGGCCAUUCGCAAUGCUGCUGAAGGCCGCAAGGUUCUCGACAUAGGCACGGGCCCCGUGUGCUUCCUGGCGCGGCUCUGCCUCCGCGCGGGCGCCGCCAGCGCCGACGCCGUGGAGAGCUCCGAGGCCUCGGUGCGGCGCGCCAAGCAGUGCUUCGAGGCCGAGGUGCAGGGCCAAAAUGGCGCGAGCUUCCUGCCGGAGUGGGCGGCGCUGGAUGUCUCUUCCUUACAAGACGGCGACGAGAUUUGCGUCACUGCGGGUGGCAGCUCGCUGCGGCUGCUGCGGGGCGUCUCCACAGAGCUGCAGCUUCCAGGAGGCUACACAAUGCUUGUGCACGAGAUCUUGGGUGAUAUGGCCGGCAACGAGGAUGCUGCACUUGUAGUGGACGACAUACGCAAGCGAGGUUUGCUGGCGUCUGACUGCAUCAUGGUACCGCGAUCUUCCUCCACUUUGCUUGCGCCCACCGGUAGCCUUGAGCGAAGUACUCUGGAGACGCUGAUCCAUCGUCUUGGGCACAACGGCGACGCCACCGUCAUGCCCCGAACCCGUUACAGUGCGCGGCGCUUCCCACCGGCGGCGCUGCUGGCUGAGCCACAGGCCAUGGAAGUCCUCGAUUUCCAGAACGGUCCGGAGCUCUUUCAACAGCGCUGCCUGGAGUUCAGGACUCAGCGGGAUGGCCAACUGGAUGGAGUGCACAUGCACUUGCAUGUGGACCUUGAUGAUGUCAACUGCAUUGACGUACUGGAUGCUCACAGCAAGCCAGACACCGAUUCAUCUUGGAACACGCUUUACCUCCGCUUGCUUGCAGAGCCGGUGGAGCUCAGCGCUGACAGCCGGGUGCUGUGCCGCUGCACUGCCGACCUGAGCCAGCGACCUGCGAGAUACACUGUGGCGCUUAGCGUGGGUGAGGAUGGAGCAGAGCGGGAGCUCUGUGAGCCUUUCGAGUGGAGCGGUGGCUGAGCGGGGAAGCUCAUGUG